AUGGCAACUCUUCAGCUCCUCCCCACCGAAGUUCUCAUCAGCAUCCUGGGUUACCUCCGCCAGGAGGAGAUCUCCAAGCUCUCGCAGACGUGCCAGGCGCUGCACGGCGUCGGCACGUCGAUCCUGUGGAAGGCACCCAAGAUCGGCCCGAUGGUGCACGGGGUGCCGUGGAGACGGUUCGUGAGAGCCAUUCGCAUACACGGACAGCACGUUGAGUGCAUGGAGGACAUAUGGCUGGUUGUUGGAGGCGAGGACGACGAUGGUAUCGAUGAUCCCUCUGAUCGGGAACAAAACCCCGCAGACGAACUCGGAGACGACUCCACGGACGACCUCCGCGAUGAAUGCAAAGAUAACUCAAUUGCAGAACACUGUGAUGUCAUCAAUGGUUGCCUUGAUUCCCGCGAUGAUGACGGGCACGAUGCUGGUCAGGAUGCACUUGAUUCUCACGACGAAGACACCUACCACAGCUUGGAUGGUGUCCAGGAGGCCAAGGAUGCAUCCGAGUGCCACAGCCCCACUGCAGCGAGAGCCAAGGAGCAGGCUCUGGACGGCACUGAUACCGUUGCUGCUGUUUCCGUAUUGACUGCGAGUACCGAGGCUAGCGAAUGUUCUUCCAUUUUGGUGGCUGAGAGCCAUGACAGCGGUUCGGCAAGCUUUCAUCCAGAGGCUUGGACUGGCGUUCCCCUAACUCAAUCAGCCCCAGACUCAGUCACAGCGAUUCCACAGCCCGCGGGAGCCGCCGAUGACAAUCUCCGAGAGCCCGAGUCAGUCGAGCCAGGAGUACCCCAAGAUGCUUGCACCAAUACCAGUAUCACCGAAGCGGCAGAGUCCGUGACCGGCUCAGGCAGCCCAAUUUCCUCGUUCCGAGCGAUGUAUGCGACCUUUGUCGACAUGGUGCCUCUGCACUGUGCUGCUCCGCCUACCCAAGAAACUACUGCGACAGAGUUGGAUCAACAGGAGGAUAUCUGCGAUGUCAACGCGAGCAAACAACAGAGCCUGCACGACAUGACUGAUCUGCCGGACUGCGCCUGCGUCGACACACAUGACUCUUACUCGAUGGACGGAGCUGCUAUAGUUGAGCGACACGAUUCCGGCAUUGUGCUAGAUGAGCAUAUUCUCGAUGCGCAAUAUCUCAACGAAUGCAAGACAUCCGAGCAGCAGAAGUCGUUGUUGCAGGCAUCUGGCAGCGAGCUCUUGGCUUCCUCCAACCAGCCCGCUCUCGAUCCACCAGCCAGCCAUAGCGUUGCUGCAGUCGAUCCUCCUUCCGACAGCGCCGAUGCCGGUGCGGAUAUCACCAAGCCAGCCCAGUACCGCGCUACUGCCCAGCGAGAUUUACUUCCAGCUGGACUACAACAGACUUUGCCACGGUACUCAUCACACCAUGCCAUGGCUCUGUUCAUGGUAUAUUCGCCGCGACUGAACGAGAUCCGUAUCCACUUUCCAUCGCCGCUGAUCGAGAAACUGCCUUGGGCCCUGGUUCUGCCCCGCCUCCGCAUUCUCGACCUCCGCACUCGUUGUACCUCUGCCAUGAUCCGAGCCAUCCUCGAGAACACAGCGCCAAGCCUUUUGGAGCUUCAUUUGAGCUACGCAGCCGUUGACGAUGCGGCCCUUGAAACGGUAGCAGCGCACUGUCCCAGUCUUACAACUCUGGCCAUCGCCCAGCCAGCCGCCAGCCGCCCUUCGUCACGCCACCUCGGCUCUGUGGCUCGGCUCAGUCUCAAUGCGCCGCCUGCCGUCACCGACAGCUCGGUCGUGAGAAUCUUGCGCUGUUGCAGCCAGUUGAGGCACCUGUCUUUGCUAAAGACCAAAGUCAGCUCAGAGAUUUAUGCCGGCCUGUCUCUGGCGCCACUGAGAUCACUCUCGCUUUCUCUCAAUCGAUCUGCUGGAAUCACGCCCUCGUCCUUGAUCGAACAGCUUCUGCCCAAUCUGGUACAUCUCGAGCGCUUCGAGUUGCAUGGUGAAAAGCACAGCACCGACUACACCGGUGACCAGGUCAUAUCCGAAGACGCCGUGUAUGAGAUUGCUGCGGUCUGUCCUCACCUGAAGCAGCUCAAGCUCUUUGAUCUGGAUUUUUCUGGCCGCCACAACGACGUGUCGACUUACUACGGAUCCUGGAUGCCGUGGAUGGUGGACGACCUCAAACGUAGCUUUGAUCAUCGACAUCCCGAGGUAGACUUGGCGAUCCAAAUUCUGAUCCACAGCCAAGGCUAG
Messenger RNA from Polychytrium aggregatum, 2211 nucleotides. RefSeq lists its product as uncharacterized. The coding region runs from base 1 to 2211 and encodes 736 amino acids. The record is from RefSeq and is a predicted model, not a curated record. NCBI's taxonomy places the organism in Eukaryota, Fungi, Chytridiomycota, Chytridiomycetes, Polychytriales. Gene Ontology annotation, cellular component: SCF ubiquitin ligase complex. Gene Ontology annotation, molecular function: protein binding. The transcript has a single exon. Gene Ontology annotation, biological process: SCF-dependent proteasomal ubiquitin-dependent protein catabolic process.